Messenger RNA from Gekko japonicus, 1083 nucleotides. RefSeq names its product progestin and adipoQ receptor family member 9-like. Gene Ontology annotation, molecular function: signaling receptor activity. The record is from RefSeq and is a predicted model, not a curated record. NCBI's taxonomy places the organism in Eukaryota, Metazoa, Chordata, Lepidosauria, Squamata, Gekkonidae. The transcript has a single exon. Gene Ontology annotation, cellular component: membrane. The coding region runs from base 1 to 1083 and encodes 360 amino acids.
AUGCCCCUGUGGGCCCACAAGCCCCGGGCCUUGCUGCUGCGCUCCAGUGAAGUGCCUCCUAGUGUGACGGAGAGCUUCAUCCUGAGUGGCUACCGCUGCCCGGGCUACACCUUUGCCCAGUGCCUGGUCUCGGCCUUCCAGCCCACCAACGAGACGGGCAACUUCUGGACCCACUUCCUGGCCGUCUUCGUCUUUGCUUUCCACUUCCUGGAGCAGUUCUGGAGCGAAGGCCCUGGCCCGAGGGAGCUGCUGGACCCUUUCUAUUACCCACUCUGGAACUACUUCCUGGGCGUCUGCGGCCUCCUGGUUGCCAGCAGCAUGGCGCACCUCUUCAACUCCAUGUCCCUGGUCAUUCGGGAGAUCUGCUUCUACAUCGACUACGGGACCAUCAGCGCCUACACGGUGGGCUCCUCCUUGGCCUAUUUCUACUACAUCCAUCCGCGAGGACCCCCAGUGGCAACAGACGGUGCCACUAAUCUCUCCUCCAGCCCUUGGCCAGGCGGCGAGUGCGUUGGCUGGCUUUCUGCGUUGAUGGGCCGAAUGGGCACCUGGUUUGAGGCCUUGUAUGUGCCCACGGCUUGCCUCAUCGCCCUCUUCUGUACAUUGGCCUGUUGCAGCACCCGCCACCAGUGGCAGCAGUACCGCUACCUGAUCCGCACGCUGGUUUUCUUGCUGCCUUUUGUGGUGGUCUCCAUCCCAGUCUUCCACAAGAUGUGGGCUGGUGGAGGCCAAGGGACCAGCCGCUUCUUCCUCCGCCACUGUUUCUGGCUGCUGGCCUCGGGGAUCUUCAACGUCAGCAAGAUCCCCGAGCGCUUCAGCCCUGGGAAAUUUGACAUCUGGGGCCACAGCCAUCAGUGGUUCCACUGCUGCACCUUCAUGAGCAUCUUGGACGAACUCUACAUGAUUCGAGGGGAGAUCCAGGAGCUGGGCAUGGGGCCCCCACUGCUGCCCAGGGUGCCCACCUUCCUCUCCACCUUCGGAGUGAUGCUGCUCUUGCUCCUGCUUCUGGCCAGCAUUGUGGGCUGGUUUGGGGUCAGAGCCUACGCCAGGCAGCAGCACAGCAAGCUGAGGAAAGGGGACUGA